This is a messenger RNA of Oncorhynchus keta (chum salmon), 2139 nucleotides long. RefSeq names its product plasma membrane ascorbate-dependent reductase CYBRD1. The record is from RefSeq and is a predicted model, not a curated record. Gene Ontology annotation, cellular component: lysosomal membrane. NCBI's taxonomy places the organism in Eukaryota, Metazoa, Chordata, Actinopteri, Salmoniformes, Salmonidae. The transcript has 4 exons. The coding region runs from base 708 to 1550 and encodes 280 amino acids. Gene Ontology annotation, molecular function: oxidoreductase activity.
UGUAAAUAAGUACUCCCUAGGGCCAGGAGUUUUUAAUAACAUCUGACCUGAUUUAGAACAAAUCUGGUCCCGUAACAGCCCAUAUCAAACCGUUUUAAGAGUUGAUUUGACUUUAUUACUAUUUUUAUUUUUAACACCUUGCACUGCCACCCUUUUUGUAUUAUUUUUUGCAUCUUGGCCUCCUUGGGUUAUUCCUUUUCAUGGUUUGUGUGCAAGUACCUUUUGAACUCUGUCAUACACUGGUCUACAACUAGGGGCAAGAGUUUUACCUGGUUAGGUAAACCAUCCAGAUCAGGAAACAACAAUCCCACCACCACCACUGGCUUUGGGACAUGUGGUGCCACCUCUGAAAUCACCACACAAUGCUACAAACAUAUCCUUUGAUUAUGGUCUAUCUCAACAUUUCGACUUAGUAUCUAGAAAUGUUUACUUGCAUAUCUCGUAAUUUCGAAUACAUAUCUUCAAAAAUUUUACUUGCAUACCAUGAAAUUUCGAGUUAAUAUUGACAUAAAAAAUAUUUUAAGAAAUGGUGGCGGGAAUGGGCUUCCACAAUAACUUGUGUCUGGCGCUUUUGUAACAACCUGCGGUUACAAAACUGGUAGUUAAAAACAUUCAGACCUUCUGUUAUGAAGAAGAGUCAUGACCCAUCCCCCCUGAGUAACCUCUUGAAAUUCCUCUAGUCCAGUGUUGAAUUGCGUUCGUCGGAGAUGGCGAUGGAGAAUUUCAAGCAGUUCCUGUUCGCGCUGUCGGCCGCUGUAUCCGUUGGUUUUGUGUCGAUAAUUUUUGUUUUGAGAUGGGUAUUCUACUUCAAGGAAGGUUUAGCAUGGGAUGGAGGAUUUGCGGAAUUCAAUUGGCACCCUGUUUUAAUCGUUACCGGGUUCAUUUUUAUGCAGGGAAUUGCCAUUGUGGUGUAUAGGUUGCCAUGGACCUGGAAGUGCAGCAAGUUAAUGAUGAAGUUUAUUCAUGCUGGCUUAAACAUAUUGGCCUUCAUUUUCGCUGUCAUAUCUCUGGUAGCAGUAUUUGACUUCCACAAUGCACAAAUCAUCCCCAACAUGUAUAGCCUGCACAGCUGGGUGGGGCUAGCAGCAGUGAUACUAUAUUCACUACAGCUUGUUCUGGGAGUGUGUAUAUACUUGAUACCCAUCACCCCGAUAUACCUGAGAGCAGCAUUUAUGCCCCUGCACGUCUACAGUGGCCUGUUCAUCUUUGCCAGUGUCAUAGCCACAGCACUCAUGGGCAUCACAGAGAAGCUCAUUUUUGGCCUGAAAUAUCCCAAGUACAAGGACUCUCCCCCAGAGGCCAACUUUGUGAAUGUGCUGGGAGUAUUGAUAGUCGUUUUUGGCGCAAUAAUUCUCUGGAUCGCUACUCGCCCCUCUUGGAAACGCCCCAGUGAGCAGGUCCUGCGCUCCCUGCCAACUUACAGGGAUGGGUCAGCUGGCACCAAAAUGGGCACUGCCCUGUCACAACAAACUGACCCGAUUGACCCCGAAGGCAAUGGAGAUGCCAGAAGAAGGAGUGGUAAAUUGGAGGACUCAGGACAGGUCAACUGAGUAACAUGAAAAUCAACUGCUGGUUCUGUCUGUUUGUUGAUGCUUUAAAAAGUUGCAUGGAUCCACUGUUCUGGCAGUCCCAAAGAAAAUGUAAACCUUUGUAUUAACUAUUGUUCCAAAUAGCACCUUGAGGAAUUGUUCCCAACCUUUCCAGAAUGUUGACCUUUAAUUAAGCAGUUUUUUAUUUUGUAAUUUUUUACAAAUAAAUUAAACAGCUCAAUUUGAUAUCAUUGAAUAAUGAUUUGAUAAAGGAUUACACUAGCCUAUUGAAGCAUAGAAAAAUAAUAAUCAAAUACAUAUUCUUUACAUUUGUAUAGCUUUUAUAACGAUUACAUACUGUAUUCUUCAGUGUUUUUAUUUUCAUUUAAGGGAGCAAUUACAGAAUCAACACAUCUUUAGGGAAGGGAUGUGAGAGGUGAAUCCAUUAUAAUCCAAAUAUAUAAUGUAAUAUUACAUAUAGGCCUACCUAAAGGCAAUAAUGGGCAAACAAAGUUCCUCAUUACUUUGUUCAAUGCACUGUGUACCUGGGGUUUCAUACAGUGAGAAAUUCAUAAUUGCGGCAUAAAAUUAAAGCAUAUUUUACAAAUGA